GUUCUUACCUGAUGCCUCUCGAUAUUAUUAGUCAAGUAAUUAUGUAGGUGCUAGAUUCGAAGGAAUAUCGAACGGCUUUCAUCCUCUUCCGGUCUAGAUUCUGCGUUCAUAUGCGGUGAUACUUUGAUAAGCCAGGUAUUGCGCUCCGGAAGGAAGAUAAAAAGCUUGCUUUAGAAUAUUGUCUCAUAAAGGACCCAGAAAGUUUCGCUUUUCCCCGGAUGUAGCCGAAUUUCAUGUGCUUAGAUAAAAGAUAGGUAGGUAUCCUAGUUAAAUGACACUUUGUAGUGUGUAGUGGUACGGAAGUGUUUUCUUCCUCGUCGACUUGUCUUACUCUUUUUCCGAUAAGCCCCAAUUGAUAGAACAAUGGAGGAGACAGCUGUAAAAAGCGACGGCUUGUUCAUCCCGCUGAUCGACUUUUCCCAAUUCCUGAACGGCAAUCCGGAACAGAGGAAGCAGACUGCCGACGCCAUCCUUCGCGGCUUUCAGACAUCCGGAUUCGUCUACCUGAAGGGACUACCCGUCAAGCCGGAGUAUCGGAAGCACGUGUUUGAUACGUCGGCCAAGUACUUCAAGCUUCCCGUCGAGACCAAGCUGUCUCACUGCUGGACUACGCCCGAAGCGAACCGGGGUUACUCGGCACCAGGCAGAGAGAAGAACACGGACCUGACGGACAUGGACGCCGUUAAGAAGCUGAGGGACGCGGUACCCGACCUGAAGGAGAGCCUAGAAAUCGGGCGCGACGACGAGCCCGGGCACCCAAACCAUUGGCCCGAGGAAGAGGGCGAGCUGGUAGGCUUCAAGGAGACGAUGCUCGAAUUCCAUAAAAAGUGCAAAGACCUGCACAUCGAGGUUAUGCGCGCCAUCGCCGUGGGCCUAGGCAUCGAAGAAUCGUGGUUCGACAAGUACACUGACGUCGGAGAUAACACUCUGAGGCUUCUUCACUACCCCGAAGUCAAGAGAGACGUGUUCAAAAUUAAUCCGGGACAGGUCCGGACCGGCGCGCACAGCGAUUACGGCUCCAUCACUCUGCUAUUCCAGGAUUCCCAGGGCGGUCUGCAGGUGCAGAGUCCGACGGGCGUCUUCGUCGACGCGGCACCCAUCGAGGACACCUGCGUGGUAAACGCCGGGGAUCUGCUAGCAAGAUGGAGCAACGAUAAUAUCAAGAGUACUAUUCAUCGUGUCGUAGAACCCCCGUCCCGUCGAGACGACAUUUAUCCGGCCAGAUACAGUAUAGCAUACUUCUGCAAUCCGAAUUUCAAGGAUUACAUCGAGGCCAUCCCUAACACUUACGCUACCGAACAGGACAAAAAAUACGAAGGAGUAAAUAGCGGCCAGUAUCUCGUCCAGAGAUUGACGGCUACUUAUUAGCUGGCGUGAUUCGAUCGGAAGUUUCCAAGGUGAUAUCUCGCGCGGUUACUUCAUGUUGGUCCAAAAGUAAAAUCUCCAUUUGG
This is a messenger RNA of Daldinia vernicosa, 1451 nucleotides long. RefSeq names its product Clavaminate synthase-like protein. The record is from RefSeq and is a predicted model, not a curated record. Gene Ontology annotation, molecular function: dioxygenase activity. The transcript is spliced from 4 exons. Lineage: Eukaryota; Fungi; Ascomycota; Sordariomycetes; Xylariales; Hypoxylaceae. The coding region runs from base 364 to 1368 and encodes 334 amino acids.